Messenger RNA from Exophiala mesophila, 1503 nucleotides. RefSeq lists its product as uncharacterized. Gene Ontology annotation, biological process: U4 snRNA 3'-end processing; rRNA catabolic process; poly(A)-dependent snoRNA 3'-end processing. The record is from RefSeq and is a predicted model, not a curated record. Gene Ontology annotation, cellular component: nuclear exosome (RNase complex); nucleolus; cytoplasmic exosome (RNase complex). The coding region runs from base 1 to 819 and encodes 272 amino acids. Lineage: Eukaryota; Fungi; Ascomycota; Eurotiomycetes; Chaetothyriales; Herpotrichiellaceae. The transcript has a single exon.
AUGGCUAGACAAAUCUUUAGUGAGCCUCCGCAGGCUUUCCUGCACACAUUGUCAACUGCGGAUGGGUCGGCUACGUAUACGGCGCCCGGCAACGCGCACAAAAUCAUCGCUGGUGUCAACUAUCCAGUGGAUGUGCCUUACAGAAACGACGAAAUUCCCGAAUCGACUGUGAUUGAAAUCAACAUCCGUCCGCACAAUGGAGUGACCAUGGUCAAAGAGCGCCAUGUGGAGGAGCUUGUCAAGCGUACACUCGAGUCCUUGGUUCUAGGACAGGAAUCUCCACGGACUAUGUUGCAAGUCACCCUGCAAGUGGUGGGUGUUGAGAGUGACGAAAGCCUGCCAGGAGGCGUCAAGGAAGGUGGUCAAGGAGAAUCUUAUCUCGCUAUUUUGGCAUCUGCUAUCAACGCUAGUAUUCUGGGUUGCAUUGAUGCUGGUGUUCAGUUACGAUCAAUCGCAGGAGCUGCACUGGUUGGCGUGGGUGCAGACGGCCAGCUCUUUCCUCAUCCAAACGUUGGACAGAGAAAGAUGUGUACCAGCCUCCAUGUUUUUGCCGUCACUAGCGACGGCAAAACCAUCCUCAUGGAAAGCGAAGGUCGAUUCCACAUGUCGGAAUGGACGAGUGCAUCAGAAGCUGCUAGCAGGGCGGUUCUGGGACAAACCAGCGUGGAUAAAUCAACAAAUGUCAACAAUGCCAACGGGGACGUUUCCAUGUUUGGAAGUGAUACAAACCCUGGAGACUCGGCUAUCUCUGUGACAGAGAUUAUGCGGAAAUCUCUAGAAGAGAGAGUGAUUAAGGAUGAAAGAUGGCGACAGGACUGAAAACAUUCUAGUUUCACAUGACCAUGGGACAUGCUGAGACACAUCCACAUCACCAAAGUGGGCGGCUGAUAAGCAUCAAACAACGGCGGGUUCCUGGUGGUGCCGGGGGCAGCGGGAGUUCGCACAGGGGCGAAUAUUGGAGGUUCACUCGGUGUUGUUAUCAGGGCUCCAACGGAGCUGGAACAUGUACCAUCAACAAUAAUAGGGUGCUAAGGGUGUCACGGGUGCCUAUGGUCGAUCCCGGCGAAGGGCCGAAGGGCUGGAAGCUUAGCCAGCUUUAGCCUGAGAUUGGCCCCCUCGGCCCAUUGGACCCCCCGAAUGCCCCCACGAGUCCCCAACGCACGUGUACAGUCUCAACCUCACAACAGGAUAUGUUGAACGAGCGACAUGAGCGGUCAUGGGCAGCCUGGGCAGCGCAUGUUGCAACGAGUCAAGUGGGACGAGGGGGACUUUUAGUUGUUGGGUCUGAACUUCUCCUGUUCCUGAACUCCAGACUUGGUCCUCAUCCACUCUCGAGAAAGGAGUACGGAUCCUAUGGACCCAUGGUAGGUAUCUUGCAAGUGUACGCGAAGGCAUCAACAGAAUAAAUACCCUAGGCCGCCGUGGACAUGUUGAAUAUGGAAGAUCUUCUAGGACGGAGGAUUCUCAGAUAAGUCAUAAGUCUUUCAAGAAACAAGGAGCAGC